Messenger RNA from Aspergillus ibericus CBS 121593, 1218 nucleotides. RefSeq lists its product as uncharacterized. The transcript has 3 exons. Bases 355 to 1203 code for a protein of 282 amino acids. NCBI's taxonomy places the organism in Eukaryota, Fungi, Ascomycota, Eurotiomycetes, Eurotiales, Aspergillaceae. The record is from RefSeq and is a predicted model, not a curated record.
GUCCCUGGCGCUCUAGAUGCCUGCCGCGAAAUCAUCGCUGCUUUAGGUCUAAGUACAUGAGCACAUCUGAACGUCAUCCCAUGUGCCGCUCAGUGAAUUGCCAACGAGUGUACUGCACCAGGGCACGUCGUGAGGGAAUGCUCGCAGUGUCACCAAUGCCAGUCUCGAGUCUACGUAGGGCUACGUCAUGGCCAUACCUUUUCUUUCAAGAGACCUUAUAUAAACCCAGCCAGUCGUCGAUGAACCUGAGCAACUCAUCAAACACAACAACUGUCUUAUCAUCACCAGUCUCACAAAGACCAUCGAUCUAUCCAAACUUAUCUUUUCAUAUCUACACCAACACUACUGCCCAUCAUGUCCGGAAUCAUGCACAAGGUCAAGGAUGCCAUGACUGGCCACCACAGCCAGUCCAGCAACACCUCGUCCUCCAACGCCGGUCCCCACUCCUCUAACAUGGCCAACAAGGUUGACCCCCGCGUCGACAGCGAUCGUGACAACCGCGCCCGCCACGAAGCUAUGGGUGGUGCUCACGGCCCCCACGACUCCAGCAUGGCCAACAAGAUGGACCCCCGUGUCGACAGUGACCGCGACAACCGCGCCCACCCCUCCGGCGGCAUGGGCGGUGCUGGCACUGGUGGCGCCUACACCUCCGGCGGAGCCUACGGCGGCAGCGGCAACGCCGGUCCUCACGGCUCCAGCACGGCUAACAAGAUGGAUCCCCGUGUUGACAGCGACCGCGACAACCAUGCCCGUCACGAAGCCCUCGGAGGAGCCCAGGGCCCUCACAGCUCCAGCAUGGCGAACAAGGCCGACCCCCGCGUUGACAGCGACCGAGACAACCGCGCUGCAGGCGGCUACGCCAGUUCCGGUGUCGGUCCCGGCUACGGAGGAGCAGGCUACAGCGGCGCUGGCACCGGCGCUGGCUACAGUGGAGGCGCAGGCGACUACACCACCAGCGGCGGCUACGGAGGCAGCAGCAACGCCGGUCCCCAUGGCUCCAACAUGGCCAACAAGAUGGAUCCCCGGAUCGACUCGGACAUGGACAACCGUGCCCGUCACCAGGGACUCGCCAGCAGCAGCUACAACGCCCCCGGCCAGAGCACCGCCGGCCCCCACGGCUCCGACAUGGCCAACAAGCUCGACCCCCGCGUCGACUCCGACCUCGACAACCGGGGCACUCUGGGGACCCAGCGUGGGUUUUGAGGGCCUCGUUGAACU